UUUCUUAACAGCGGCACUAUUGACAUUUUGGGCUGGAUGAUUAUUUGGUGUGGCGGCUGUUAUGUGCUUUGUAGGAUUUUAGCAGCAUUGGGGCCACCACUCACUAGAUGCUGAUAGGACAGCCUUCCUCACCCCCGAGUCGUGAAAUCAAAAAUGUCUCUAAACCUUGCCAAACGUGCUCUUGGAGACAAAAUCCCUUCCGAUUGAGAAUCACUGGGUAAGGAGGAGGCUGACAGGCCUCCGGUCCCAGAGGGUGCAAGGACCAUCCUGUAGGGUUCGUUCACAGAAUAUUCAAGCCGCGGAGCCUCCGGCAGGCGAGCCUUAUGCAGAUGAGCGGCAGGUUUGGCUAGGAGGCGGGCGGCCCUAUGCAGAUGAGGGGGCGGCGCCUGCAUGUUGAUAAGCUGGGCCCGCUGCCGACGCUGCUGGGCGCCUAGCGGGUCCCGCUGCGGUUUAGGCUGAAGUAGCAUCCCUCUCCCGCCCCCCUCGUCCCUGGGUUCCUGCCUUCUGAGGACUGUCCUCGACCUUUACCCUCAUCCAUUUCCCCGGCCUUACUCCCUGCUCCAUUGCCCCCCGUAACUGAAUAUCUCCACUCCUGGAGCCCCCAGCGUUUCUCCCCUCCCGCAGCAAACCUCGCGACCUCCAACAGCCCGCCCCCGCGGCCCGAUCUUGCCUGGCAGAUCUCGCCGCAGCCUCCCCGGUCUUCCCGCUCUCCCGGGGCUCGCCCCACUACGCCGCCGGGUUGUCAGCCCUUGAGCUUCCCUGCUCCCUCCUCCCACCCCUUGAAGCCCCCUCCCCCGCCCUGGCCAGCCGGCAUGCAGGUGUCUAUCGCGUGUACCGAGCAGAACCUUCGCAGCCGGAGCAGUGAGGACCGUCUAUGUGGACCCCGGCCGGGUCCCGGGGGCGGUAAUGGCGGGCCAGUCGGCGGGGGGCACGGGAAUCCUCCGGGGGGUGGAGGUUCGGGCCCCAAGGCCAGAGCUGCACUGGUUCCUCGACCCCCAGCGCCUGCUGGGGCCCUCCGAGAGAGCACCGGCCGAGGCACUGGCAUGAAAUACAGGAACCUGGGAAAGUCUGGUCUUCGGGUAUCCUGUCUUGGCCUGGGUACCUGGGUCACAUUUGGUUCUCAGAUCUCAGAUGAGGCAGCGGAGGAUGUGCUGACAGUAGCCUAUGAGCAUGGUGUAAAUCUGUUUGACACCGCUGAAGUGCAUGCAGCAGGAAAGGCUGAAAGAACCCUAGGCAACAUCCUCAAGAGCAAAGGUUGGAGGAGAUCAAGCUAUGUCAUCACCACCAAGAUUUUUGGGGGAGGACAGGCAGAAACUGAGAGAGGCUUGAGCCGCAAACACAUCAUUGAAGGCUUGCGAGGAUCUCUGGAACGCCUCCAGCUGGGAUACGUGGACAUUGUCUUUGCCAAUCGCUCAGACCCCAACAGUCCUAUGGAAGAGAUUGUACGAGCCAUGACAUAUGUCAUCAACCAGGGCCUGGCCCUAUACUGGGGGACAUCCCGAUGGGGGGCCGCAGAAAUCAUGGAGGCCUACUCCAUGGCCAGACAGUUCAAUCUGAUUCCUCCCGUGUGUGAACAAGCUGAGCACCACCUGUUUCAGAGGGAGAAGGUGGAGAUGCAGCUGCCAGAGCUCUACCACAAGAUUGGUGUUGGCUCAGUCACCUGGUGCCCUCUGGCCUGUGGGCUCAUUACUAGCAAGUAUGAUGGGCAAGUCCCAGAUACCUGCAGGGCCACCAUUAAGGGCUACCAGUGGCUCAAGGACAAAGUAAAGAAUGAGGAUGGCAAGAAGCAACAAGCCAAAGUCAUGGACCUUCUGCCCAUUGCUCACCAGCUGGGCUGCACUGUGGCUCAGCUUGCUAUUGCGUGGUGUCUCCGCAGUGAGGGUGUUAGCUCGGUCUUGCUGGGGGUGUCCAGUUCAGAGCAGCUGAUUGAACACCUGGGUGCUCUACAGGUGCUGAGCCAGCUGACCCCGCAGACGGUGAUGGAGAUAGACGGGCUCCUGGGUAACAAGCCGCAUUCCAAGAAAUAGUCCGUCGGGGGCGCAGGGACCCAAUCCAGAGCCGCUGAAGCUACCCUAGAACCACGUUCUCGCAGCUGCCUCUUUCCCUCUCUGGAUCCCUCCCCGCAGCGGCCAGAGCCAGGGUAGCCCCGCCCACUAACGAGUCCCAGCUUCGUGUAGCGAUACGCAUGAACAAAGCCAUAUCCUUCCGCAGUGGAGCUGCAGAGAGAAAGUAGUCCGCCCGCCACCUGCUGCGUCCUCCUGGCCUUGCAAAUCCUGGGCAUGAGCUACUCGCCAUCCGCUCUCUGCCACUUGGUCUCGCUCCCUUCUCUCUUCCUCCUAUUGUCGAAGCCCAGGGAAAAACCGCCUGAUACAGGAAACAUGCGGAGUACCUCAAAAAGGGGCCCUCGAAAUGUUAUCAAGGGGUAAUAAUUUAGUGAGUUGUGAUGUCCUCUGGGACAUAGGAAAUGGCGUUCUUAUGUUAUUCGGUACAAAGGAAGCCAGGCUGGUCCUGGCAGGAAGUAAAUGAUAACCUUUGGGAAAGCAGGACUCUGCCUGCCAGUCCAGAGAUGGAAGGCUUACAACUAGAACUAGUGUAAUACUUUGUUCUUGGGAGAGGGUGGUAAGGGUGGGGACUACGGUAACACAGCACUGACAAAGGUAGAGGGAAGUUUGACAGCAGGUGUACAGUGUGGCCUGGCAAAAGUGGCCAAGGUGGCCCCUGGAAAAUAGUUGGGCUGUAUUUUGCAGGAAUUAGUAACAGCCUUUGGGUCAUGGGCAGAGACAUAGGACUGAUAUAAAAAGGUCUAGGGAUAGAUUUUGAGCCUUGAGCGGGACUGCCUACCUGGCAAUGGAGGAUUGGGUCUACCUCCCAGCAAUAACCCUAAAGCAAUAAUGAUGGCCUCUCUUCUGUAAUACUUCCCAGGGAACUGUAAAUAAAAUCUCAGUUGAUCCUCA
Messenger RNA from Microcebus murinus (gray mouse lemur), 2954 nucleotides. It is a transcript of the gene KCNAB3, whose product is annotated as potassium voltage-gated channel subfamily A regulatory beta subunit 3. Gene Ontology annotation, cellular component: membrane; cytoplasm; voltage-gated potassium channel complex. The record is from RefSeq and is a predicted model, not a curated record. Gene Ontology annotation, molecular function: transmembrane transporter binding; potassium channel regulator activity; voltage-gated potassium channel activity. Gene Ontology annotation, biological process: regulation of potassium ion transmembrane transport; potassium ion transport. NCBI's taxonomy places the organism in Eukaryota, Metazoa, Chordata, Mammalia, Primates, Cheirogaleidae.